ACAUUGCCCGAGCCUUUUAGCUUUUCUGGCUCACACACAACUUCCUUUCCUUUUUUAUAUGGAAAUCAGGGAAGAGGGUAGUGUAUAUUAGUAUAUUAGCAUUUCUAGCAGAUUUUUAACUGCCACUGAUGCCCGUUCAUCUUUGCAGUGUGGGUUUUCAUGCUGACAAAUCCUCUGCUUUGCCUUCUGCUCAGAGUCAGGUGGGCCCUUUAUUGAACAGAUUUAUCUGCUACAAGGCUACGCAGAAGGAUGGAAAGGAGGAACACAGGGGGGGAAAAAAAAAUAGAUGAAAGGCCAUGCAUUGAUCACCUGAUGUACUCCAGAGACAAACAUGGCUAUUACAGGUAACAUGGAGCAGCCCUUCUGGCCUUUUCAGUUGUAUUCAGAGAGAUGUUUGCCUGCUGUGAAUAUCUGGGUGCUUGGAGUUCACUCUGAUUUUAACAAGCCCAUCAAUAAUAAAACAUUGUAUUGAUAGAGCAAGAUCUACUUCUGUAAAGUUGUUGCUCCACAGAAAAGCAGCAUAAAGAAGCUAGCUGGAUUAUUUGUAUGAUAUGUAGCUUUUUUAGGAUGUUUUGUUCUUUAUAUGGUGUUCAUUUCAAAUACAAGCGUGUGAACUUUGUGUUCCCUUUUAGGGGCUGGUUCUGGGGUAACAAGGAAACACAAGGCCUAAACACCUCUGGCUUGUCUGUCCAAGGAUCUGCCUCAAUUGUGGCUCCCAUCCUUCUGAAGAACUCUUCAGCACAAGGCAGGGUUCCUGGACGAGGUGACCCAGGACAGCUUCGUGCUGGGCCCGGGCUACGACCGCCCCUAGCAGCUGGAGCCCGCGGUGAGGGAGCCCAAGAGCAUCCAGCUGUACCAGCACCUCAGCCUCAAGAGCUGCAUCUGGACCUUCGACGCUUAUUACGACAUGACCGAGUUAAUUGAUGUCUGUGGGGGCUCUGUCACCGCUGACUUCCAGGUAAGGGACUCUGCCCAGUCCUUCCUGACAGUCCACGUCCCUCUCUCCGUGUCCUACAUCUGUGUGACGGCACCGAGGGGCUGGGCUUCCCUGGAGCACCGCACCGAGAUGGAGUUCUCCUUCUUCUACGACACCGUUCUCUGGAGGACAGGGAUCCAGACGGACAGCGUGCUCUCGGCCCGCCUGCAGAUAAUCCCCAUCUACACCCGCGAGGACGGACGGCUGGUCAGCGAGUUCAGGACGCAGGCCAAGUUCAGAGCGCUGUUUGUCACGGAGCACCACAGCCUGCCAGAUGUCAGGUCCUCUUUGAGAACUCCAGAGCACCUGGGAGGCAUCGAAUUUGACCUGCAGCUGCUGUGGAGUGCUCAGACUUUUGAUUCUCCCUACCAGCUCUGGAGAGCAACCAGCUCCUACAACAGGAAGGAUUACUCUGGAGAAUACACCAUGUUCCUGAUCCCCUGCACGGUGCAGCCCACGCAGCCGUGGGCAGAGCCUGGAGCCAAGCCCCUGCCCUGCACGGCUCACGCUCCCGAGCGGUUUUUGAUCCUGAUCACCUUCCAGCAGACAAGCCGCCCAGUUCCAGUUGUUUACUCCCAGAAUGCAAGAGUUUCAGAUCUGUAACGACGAGAAGGUUUUUCUAAUGGACCCCACCAAAUCGGAAAGGGCAGAUCCUGUACGGGCACGUGCUCUGGCACCCGGAACAAAACCUCAACGCUGCUUACAAGCUGCAGCUGGAGAAGGUCAACCUGUGCACAGGCAGGGAUGGCUACGUGCCCUUCCUCGACCCCACGGGUACCGUCUACAACGAGGGGCCCCGGUACGGCUGCAUCCAGCCCAACAAGUACCUGAAACACCGAUUCCUCCUCCUGGACCAAAACCAGCCAGAAGUGAGGGAUAAGUAUUUCCCCGAUGUGCCUUUUGACGCCCACUUUGCUUCCCAGCUGUCCGAGUUCCAC
This is a messenger RNA of Poecile atricapillus (Black-capped chickadee), 1914 nucleotides long. RefSeq names its product extracellular matrix organizing protein FRAS1-like. The transcript is spliced from 9 exons. NCBI's taxonomy places the organism in Eukaryota, Metazoa, Chordata, Aves, Passeriformes, Paridae. Bases 908 to 1579 code for a protein of 223 amino acids. The record is from RefSeq and is a predicted model, not a curated record.